GUCUUUCCCACUCUAGGUAUAUAUUAGUAAAUAGUUAUUAAAUAUAUAUUCUUAUUUUCUCCCUUUUUCUCUAAGCUAUUCUUACCUUAUCAAGCCCUCUUAAAUAUCUACCAAUACAUAUUUACAGCUUCAUGGCAAAUCACUCAUCAGGUUCGACUUCAUCUCAACCUUCCUCUUCUCGCUCUACUAGAACUAGAACUAGAACUAAAAAAAAGACUACUUCAAGAUCCACUAUGAAUCCAAGACCUGCUGCUCCACGUCAGGAUAAUCGUCGUCGAGAUAAUCCCGACCACCCUUUCUCUACUGCUUCUCUCUUUGUGUUUAACCUUGUUGCUCCUCUUAUGGUUAGUAUGUUAAGUCAAUCUUUUGCCUUAUUGGACCGGUCAGUUUUCUCUAGCUUCACUGCCUCUGUUCAAACAGUCUUUUCUUCUGCACUAAUUGCAAUUUCCUCUUACGUUACCAAAUGGUAUUCUUCACCUCUUUCUCAACAGGUUCUUACCUCUACUUCCUCGAUCUUCUAUGAUGUCGUUAAUCCCGCUUAUCAUACUGGCUCAUACUAUCUUUCUUCGGGACCAACGCAAACCUCAACAACAUGUAAUCAGAAACUUACCAUAUAAAAGACAGUUAUUUUAUAAAGUUUCUUUUAAAAUCACUUUACUUAAUUGCUCAUAUUUUCCCGGUAAUAUUGCCUCGCCUUAUCAUAACUUUCAAAUAUAACUAAGUUUUCAACUGAGUUUACCCCUAUAACAUUAGUUAGUUCACUGUAGAGAAGAGGUAAAGUAUAAGAGUCAAGUAAUCUUGAAUCGAUAUCAAAACAAUCAUCAACAUAUAGAAGAUUA
Molecule: messenger RNA, 839 nt
Organism: Hyphopichia burtonii NRRL Y-1933
Lineage: Eukaryota; Fungi; Ascomycota; Pichiomycetes; Serinales; Debaryomycetaceae
Exons: 1
Coding region: 132-617 (161 amino acids)
Source: RefSeq, a predicted model, not a curated record